UUACCCACCUUUUCUUUUUUCCCAUUAGGAAUCUGCGUGAAAAGCUUCAAGACAAACAGUGAUGAAAAGUUCUUCAUCAACGUGUGCCAGGCUCCGGAAGUUCCAGCUCCGCAAGAUGUCACCGAGGAGGAACUGAUUGGCAUACUGGAAUCCACUACUCCUGGCUCGUUUCGAGUGCCCAUGAGUAUCUCAGAACCAAGGCAUACUAAGGAUCGUUCCGAUAAAACCGUCGAUGUCUGCGACAUCGCCGUCAACCCAAAGUUUCUGGUGAAGAUUCAGAAGUCGCAGCUCUUUAAUAAUUUCUUUUUGCAAAUUGUCGCUGAGGCAAUGAGCGAAAAGUAUAAUGUGCAGCUCAACAUGGAAAAGACCAUUAUUCUGAACAAUCGCAAGUUCAUCGGCACUUUGGUCACUCAUCGUGUGCGCAACGAUGAUGUGAAAAGGGCCCAGCCUGUGUCCGAAGAUACUCCUGCUCUCACCAACCAGGAGGGGCGUGUGGCACCAGACAGCUCCGGGAAACUGGUGCAGGAGAUCAACGAGAAGGAUGCAGCAGCUAUAAGGAGGAGUCGACAACCAGCCGGCGUUAGUGAGGAGUUGCAGUACAAACUUAGCGCUCGAGUUCGUCAUGAGUCCGUAGAUGAAAUACAUGCCGAGAUCUACUUACCGAACUUCGUUUCUUCGCAGGAGUUCAGCCUCGUUGUUGGCGAGGAUCGUAUCGCAGUGGAAUCCCACAAACAGGGCUAUGUCUUCGACAAAUUCGUCAACUACCGUCUGCAGCAAGAUCGGGCUCAAGCUCUGUUCGAUAAGACCACCAAGAUGCUUCAGGUUCGCAUUCCCGUGUUCAGUAACUAAAAACACAAAUUUUAAUCACUUCUUAUGUUUGUCAUAAUGAAACAUCGCCGCUGUGAUAAUGUUAAUAAAGGCACAAGUUUGAAAAUUA
Messenger RNA from Drosophila teissieri, 937 nucleotides. RefSeq names its product PIH1 domain-containing protein 1-like. The transcript is spliced from 3 exons. Gene Ontology annotation, cellular component: R2TP complex; ribonucleoprotein complex; cytoplasm. Lineage: Eukaryota; Metazoa; Arthropoda; Insecta; Diptera; Drosophilidae. Gene Ontology annotation, biological process: rRNA processing; box C/D snoRNP assembly. The record is from RefSeq and is a predicted model, not a curated record. The annotation marks the transcript as partial.